Messenger RNA from Phalaenopsis equestris, 1052 nucleotides. Its product is annotated as non-specific lipid transfer protein GPI-anchored 2-like. Gene Ontology annotation, molecular function: lipid binding. The transcript is spliced from 4 exons. NCBI's taxonomy places the organism in Eukaryota, Viridiplantae, Streptophyta, Magnoliopsida, Asparagales, Orchidaceae. The record is from RefSeq and is a predicted model, not a curated record. The coding region runs from base 1 to 849 and encodes 282 amino acids. Gene Ontology annotation, biological process: lipid transport.
AUGGUUGGCAAGGUCACGUUGCUUCGUGCAAUAGAGCAAGUUCAACGCGUCAUCAAGUAUUUUGGGUUGCAUGAUCAUUUGUGGCAUCAUUGCAUUUUGCAUGCUUGCCUGCAUGGUCACCUCGAUUCGUCAGCAACACCAAUACAAUCAACCGACCGUUUUUGGCUCAAUCGGCCAUCCUGGCCUGAUCUCCGAUCUCUUGGCCUUAUAAGCCCCCCAUCCCCUCCAUCCCAACACCACCAAGCCAUCUCCUCCUCCUCCUCCUCCUCCUCCUCUUACACAAGUGAUGGCAAAAGGAUCAAUGAAGAUCUUCCUGCUGGCAACCGCCGUCAUGGCGGGGGGGGGCUUGGACUCCCCCCCCCCAGCCAGUCAUCCUGCACCACCGCCCUCAUCAGCCUUGCACCUUGCCUGAGCUAUAUUUCAGGCAACUCCUCCGCUCCUACCUCUAGUUGUUGCUCCCAGCUUGCCACCGUUGUGCAAACGCAGGCUCAAUGUCUCUGCACGGUGCUCGGUGGAGGAGGAGGUAUAGCAGGCAUUACCAUUAAUCAGACACAGGCCUUAACUCUCCCUGGCGCUUGCAAAGUUAAAACUCCCCCUGUUAGCCAAUGCAAUGCUGCGGCAGGUGGCUCGAAAGGCUCUCCGUCGAGUUCCCCUCAGGCGGCGCCAAGCACUCCGACGACCCCAUCAACAACAAUUCCCAGCGUCAACCCUGCACCCGCAGAUUCCCCUUCAGGCAGCGGGUCGAAGUCAACGAAUGGUGACUCCUCUGAUGGAAGGAUGAACAAAUCGGCCAUGCCCAUCUUCUUCUCUGCUUUGAUCUUUGGCUUAUCUCUGGCCAGCUUCUUCUGAGUCAAUAAUUUGUUUAUGGAGUUUAGAUUUCAUCUAUUCAUCUGUGUGCUUCUGUAAUUCAUAUCACAUGUCUCUGUGCUUGAGGCUGCGUGUAUUUUAUCCAUUUUUAAGUUUAAUUCCUUCGUUUGUAAAAUUGAUAUUAUGUAUCAGAUUAUUGUCUGAGGAGGAUUGAAUAGUAAGAGAUUUAUUUUAUAUUUGCAAAA